AUGCUUUCGUCUUCACAGGCUCUCCUUCUUGGAGCAUUUCUCCAAAGCGUCACAGCAAUGGAUCUCGCCCAUGCAGCUCAAAGAAAUCGCGCACGCGACGUACCGAUAGCAACAACCACACCAGCACCGCUGGCCUUCAUCGAUGAACUCAACCUCUUCGCGGGCCAUAAUGGAUUACAAGUACGACAGGAAGCUACAACGAGUUCGAGCCUCGUAGUUACUAUCGCUCCCAGUAACACAUGCGGAUACAUGUCUGGUAUGCCAGGCGUGGCCAUUACCUGUGAAAAUCGUAGUUCUUGUUCAUGGGCGACUGUCAGUACUUUAGGUACUACUUCAGGUCUGGUUGGUUGUGGUGCAGAGAUCUACAUCACCUGCGUCGAGUCUUCAAAGGCAGUCGAUCCAGGCGCAUGUGAUGAUCUCUGUCAGAGUAACACCUUCUUUCUUCACUGUACCAACUCUGAUGAGCCAUUCUGUCGCACAUAUGCCUACCCAAAGGGUAUCCGUGACUAUCGAUGCGCAUCCACCGAGGUCGAGUCAGUCCAAUCAGUCAAAUUCACCUACGAGGGAGAGGAGAAUCCCAGUUUCCGUACUACAACUAUCGGCGGUACAUCAUCACAGGCUUUGCCGACCAUCACCGAUGCUGAUACCACCACAUUCCGUGAACCAAUUGAGACGGAUACACACACAACAACGACAUCCGAUGCUCCUGCCCCUACUCAUAAGAGCAAGUCAACACCUGUCGGUGCCAUCGUCGGAGGUGUAGUCGGUGGUGUCGCUCUUAUUGGCCUUAUUGGUCUUGGUGUUUUCGUCCUGCUGCGCCGAUGUCAAUCCACGCCUGCUGCCAAUCCAACACCAGCUCAACCAGUCAUGGCUCAACAACAGCCUCCUGCCCCUCUCAUGAACCAAAACCAAUACCCGCAACAACAGCCAUAUCCACCAGUUGUAUCUUCCUACCCCGACCCUAGCAUGGCGGCAUCUCCUGCACCGUCAGAUCCUCAUCUAUCAAUGAUGAGUGGACCAGUGUCUAGUGUUGGAGCAGGUUCGCCAGCAGCAUGGAAUCAACACCCAUCUCCUCCCACAUUUCAUACUCCUGCCCCAACUUAUGAGAUACCUGGUCUUGAGGCUCGUGAACAAGAACCGGUUUAUGAGAUAGGUACAGACUCUAGAAAGACGUAA
Fusarium oxysporum Fo47 is the source of this 1176-nucleotide messenger RNA. RefSeq lists its product as uncharacterized. Lineage: Eukaryota; Fungi; Ascomycota; Sordariomycetes; Hypocreales; Nectriaceae. The record is from RefSeq and is a predicted model, not a curated record. The coding region runs from base 1 to 1176 and encodes 391 amino acids. The transcript has 2 exons.